AUAAUGAAAUAAAAAUUAAUAAGUUACUUAUUACUCUGACGAUUACCUCCGAGUAUUAAUUAAUGACGAACAUGUUCCCAUCUGGUCGACCCACUGCUAGCGCUAGCGACUCUACUGAAGACAGUGCUCCAAGUUGGCUGCAUAAUCCCAGCUUUGACCAGAGUGCGAGCAGCUUCGACUGUAUUCAUCCCAGCGAACCACGCCCCCCUGAGCACACCACCUCUCAUAAACACAAACAACCUCCUACUAAACCUACUCAAGAUGUCUACACAAUUAAUGCCACUCAAGAUAAAAGCAACCUUCGUUAUGAUUCUCUAUACAGUGGACAUGUGAGUAGUUAUACUCGACAAUUCCCCGUAUUGGGCCUCAGCUCAGACCAAGCUAUCUCAUUGGACGAUGGACGAGGAAGAAGAGGAGGAAGGAACAAACGACACAAAGAAAAGUCCAAUAGAUAUUUCACGUCCCCUUCCCCAGCCAAGUGUGAGGAGAUGCUAUCAGUGUGUGGGUCUGAGGUAGUGAGCCUUGGUGAGGUAGUGAGCCUGUCUCCAUCUGAUGGACCCACUCAUGAGAGCUAUAGCACCACUGAUAGCAGGACGAGGGACUACAAUCAAGCUUUAGCUGCAGACCCUCACAAUGUUCAACUGUGGCUCAAGUUUAUUACUGCUCAACAUUCCUUAUGCAACGGUGUAAAGGAGGCAGCAAUGAACGAUAGGAAGAUGGCCAUAUUCGAGCGAGCCUUGUCUAGUAAUCCCAAGAGUGUUGAGUUGUUGUGUGGACACAUGCGACUAUUAGCUACUCUCAAGGAGCCCAACUUUGUGCUCAAGCGAUGGAAGGAAUUAGUAUUCAUCCAACCAAAUGUGCCACAACUUUGGAUGGGCUACAUCAACUUUUGUCAGAACGAUUUCACUAAUUUCUCUAGUGAAAGUGUUGGGUCUGUGUAUGGCAAGUGCCUCCACACCCUCUCCAUGAUCCAAGAAGGCACUCUCAAGUCCCACUCUCCUCUUCCCAACAGCCAACAAUGGACACUCCAUAUCUUCCAGUCAUAUUGUGAGUUCCUGAAGGGAUCUGGACACACGGAGAGAGGAGUAGCUGCUUACCAAGCCUUGUUGGAGCUCAACCUUUGCUCUCCAUCUCAUCUGCUGGCAGCACCUUUGGAGACACUACUCACUGAACUAGGCCACUUCUGGAGGAGCCACUCACCUAGACUGGGAGAGAGACAUGCUCGAGGCUGGACCAACCAACCACCUCAAGGUCCUCAGCUGGACAUAAAUCUGACCUCUGACCCCCCUCUGGAGGACGAUGAUGUUGACUUAGUGAGUGGUGUACCAGAGAAGGAGGCGUGGCUUAGACUGGAGGGUCAUAGAGGGGCGUGGCAUUUCCUGCCCUGGGUACAAGAGGAGGAUCCAUUGGACAGAGAGAGAAUCGUGUUCUUUGAGAGCAUACAGUCCAUAUUGUUUAGAGUGGAGAGCAAACAACUGAAACUGGAACUGGUUAUGAGAUUUCUGCAAUAUUUGGGUGCCCUAACGCCCACUCCAUAUACAGGGUAUGUUGUUGAGCCUGUACAGUUGUCGUCAAGUAUAGUGUCCGUGUUUAGCAGUCUGUUGUCUGAUGGUGUGAAUAUCGGCUCUAGUUUGAAUCCAUCCCCCCUUGCCUGUGAGAGUAUUGCUGAGUUAGUAGAGGUCCUAUCAGAGAGUCUACUACACAACCAGCAACCUCCUCCCACCCACUCUCUUGUGUAUGCCACCAUCUCUUACCUGUGUCAGCAAUGUCUGACCCACCUCUCCUCUUGUGAGCAUGCAGGCACACAGUUAGGUCUAGUCUGGACUGCUAACACACUCAAGGCAUCACAAGGAAACACAGCACUCAAGAAACUACCUCAGAAGGUCAUCAAAACGUUGUUAAAAACUCAACGGAAUAAUCUCGAGUUGUGGAGGUGUUGUGCACUAGUUGAGCAUUUGCUAGGUAAUGAUUGCCUGGCUGUAUUCCACACUUUAUUGGCUUCAUCUCUGACACCUCGAUUGGUUGCCACCCUGGUAGAGGUUACCAUGACUACAGCGGACCCCCCACAAGCGGCACUCAAUGCACUCCUGUGCCUGAGUGAGGGCACCUACACUACAGGUCCUGUAACACCUACACGAAUAUUGAGGGCCAACUUUUCACCACCCUCCAAUGGUUCACCUUUGAAUGUGUUGCACAGUGGUUUGUGUAAGGUGUAUUUUGAGUAUCUGACUGCAGGUUUGUCCCGUGCCUGUGCUACACUAGAGGAGCUGUGUUCUUGUCUGUGUGCCCACAGUGACCUACUACUAACCCUUCGAGUGCGGCAAGUGCGGUUGUGUCUUCAGUCUCCCCGCACUGAGCCCCGAUAUCUGAGAGGAGUGUUGGAGUCUGGGUUAGUUGUGUGUCCAGGUCAUCCUUGGUUGCUGGCUAACAAGCUCUUGUUGGAAGAGCAGGCCUUUAGUGUGGGCCGGCUACACAGAGGAGACCCUAGCUACGGAGGGGGACAACUGUUUGCUGUGCUGCAAGAGCUAAGACGAUUGGAGAGAAUGGCCACCCUGAGUGGUAGCAGCAAAGGAGCUCUGAGGAGGGCACUGGGCCUACUGGAGACUGCUGUGGGCCGGGCCCAACCAAUGGGCCUACUGGAGACUGCUGUGAGCCGGGCCCAACCAAUGGGCCUACUGGAGGCUGCUGGUACACAGCCACUGCUGUGGAGAGUCUAUCUUAUUGUACAGGCCCUGGUAGAUCCCAGCCAGUUGAUGGCACUGUUCUAUAGAGCCAUACAUGCCUGUCCCUGGUCUAAGGCUCUCUAUAUGGAGGGUGCUGCACUGCUACCAGGCAACCAACUCAAGCAAGUGUUGGAAGUCAUGGAGGACAAAGGCAUUCGAUUGAGAACACCUUUAGAAGAAGUACAACUGCUAUUAACUGAGUGACUACAUUUUUGUAUGCUUGGUUGCUUUUUCAUGUAUAUGUGACUCUGUUUGUUGCUAUGCUUUGUACAUGUAUCAUGUGAACUCAGCUAAA
Molecule: messenger RNA, 3018 nt
Organism: Halichondria panicea
Lineage: Eukaryota; Metazoa; Porifera; Demospongiae; Suberitida; Halichondriidae
Product: nuclear exosome regulator NRDE2-like
Exons: 5
Coding region: 63-2927 (954 amino acids)
Biological process (GO): regulatory ncRNA-mediated heterochromatin formation; negative regulation of RNA catabolic process
Cellular component (GO): catalytic step 2 spliceosome
Molecular function (GO): protein binding
Source: RefSeq, a predicted model, not a curated record